CUUCUUGUUGUGGGUGUGUGGUAGUGCACCCAAGUAACCUUCGGCAAAGUUUGGUUCUGAAUGUAAUCGUUAGCCUAUAUUACAUUCGAUUUAAUGGUUACCGGAUGGUUUCCUUUAAACCACUAUUCAAAACACCGCGAGGGAGAGCUUCCCGUUUGUUUCGGGGAGGCUAUUCUAGUUCAGCAGUGGGGUAUCUACUCAACUCGAACUACUUCCCAUCACCAACAUCUUGAACUGUACAGGAACCCCAUCCAUGGGCAGGUUGCUGAUAGUCGAAGGCAGGAGGCUGGCACACUGAAUCCAGCUGCUCAGAAUCCACUUGGCUACUAGGGCAGGGGCACCGCAUGGCUUAUCAUUCAUAUCAAAGGUCCAUUGGCCGAAGUUGAAACGGGGUGAACAGUGAGUGUGGCGCAAUGUGUAUGGUUCCGUAAAACUUCACCCAGCUAUCGGAUUUGGUGGGCAGAUGUUUAGAUAGUUUUGAAUUAGUAGCAAUGGGGAGUGCGCACAGGAAUGGAUACAGAAAGGAAACUUUUGUUUUGUCCGUGGACGUUGGGACAACUUCAAUCAGGUGUCAUGUCUAUGACAAAGAAGCGAAAAUUAGGGGGACAUGUACCACGAAGGUCUCGUUAUUGUAUCCAGAACCAGGACGCGUGGAAAUGGACCCAGAAGAACUUUGGCAAAGUUUUGUCACAGUUGUGAAAGGCGCAGUAUUGGAUUCAGGCUGUCAGAUCUGGCAAAUGGAGGCCAUAGGCAUCUCAACACAGAGGGCUACCUUUACCACCUGGGAACGGAAGACUGGGCGCCCAUUUCACAACUUCAUCAGUUGGCAAGACUUGAGAGCAGCUGAGCUGGUCAAAUCAUGGAACCAGUCUUGUACAAUGAAGUCCAUCCAAGGGGUGAUGAAAGUGCUGCAUUUCCUUACCAGACAGAAGAGGUUCCUAGCAGCCAGCCUUGUAGUGUUCUCUACCCAGCACGUCUCUCUGCGGCUGGCUUGGAUGUUGCGCAACUGCUCAGAGCUGCGGAAAGCUGUAGAUGAGAAUAAUUGCUGCUUUGGAACCAUCGACACCUGGUUGCUCUACAAACUCACAAAAGGCUCAGUUCAUGCAACUGAUUACUCAAAUGCAAGCACAACUGGAAUUUUUGAUUCAUAUCAGAUGUGUUGGAGUGGUUUUCUGUGCUCACUCCUAUCUCUACCGCUUUCUAUCCUCCCCAAAGUGCAGAAUACUAGUUACAACUUUGGUUCAUCUGACCCUUCCAUCUUUGGGGUUGCCAUACCAAUCAUGUCAGUUGUGGCGGAUCAGCAGGCAGCCAUGUUCGGCGAGUGCUGCUUUGACAUAGGUGAUGUGAAGAUCACCAUGGGAACGGGGACUUUCAUGGACAUCAACACAGGCUCCAAACCGCACACAUCAGUGGCUGGCCUGUAUCCACUCGUGGGCUGGAAGAUUGGACACAAUGUGGUAUAUCUUGCAGAGGGCAAUGCUGCAGACACAGGCACAGCCAUCAGAUGGGCACAAGAGCUGGAGUUGUUCACUGAUGUGUGUGAAACUGAGGCAAUGGCCACUAGUGUAAAGGACUCCGAUGGGGUGUGUUUUGUCCCCUCUUUCAGUGGUCUACAGGCUCCUCUGAAUGACCCAAGAGCUUGUGCAUCCUUCAUGGGUCUCAAGCCGUCUACAACUAAGAAUCACUUGGUGAGAGCCAUUCUAGAAUCAGUGGCAUUCAGGAAUAAGCAGCUUUAUGACAUCAUGCGCAGAGAAACAUGCAUUCCUAUCUCAAAAAUAAGGGCUGAUGGUGGCGUCUGUACUAAUGACUUUGUCAUGCAACUGACUGCAAACCUGUUUGGUCGGAAGAUUGCCAGACCCAGUCACUUUGACAUGUCUGCCUUGGGUGCUGCUUUCAUGGCAGGAUUGGGAAUAGGGUUCUGGAACAGCCAGGAGGAGCUGAAGACGCUGCACUCCACUGACCACGUAUUCCUGCCUCAGAACGGACCACAGGGUGAUGCCAAACACUACCAGCACGUCCUCCACAGCUGGGAGAGGGCACUGCAGCGCUCUAUGAACUGGUAUGGCAAAUGUGAAUGAUGCCACGGCAAAUAAACCAAGUUACGAAUAAGCCUGUGCUCUUCUAUUGAACACCAAACAAUGAACACCAUCUAGGUUCAGAUCUCAGGUAGUGAGCCUAGCUUUUGAAUACUUGAUUUACCCUAAAAUCCUUGUUUGACCAGUUCUGUCGUUCAAAAUCGGCCACACCCUUUUUCUCUCUUUACAAUUGUCAUGCCACUAACUUGGUAAGAGUCACCUGGCCAACAGCCACUAAUUAUGGCCAAUCGUGAUGGUUUCCCCAUCUGCACCUUCAACUUCAACUUUCAACUUUUCAACUUUAUUGUCCCCAAAAGGGGCGAUUAGGUGUGCCGCAAGACUUAAGCACAUAUAGACAGCAACAACAUAUACCACAGGACAGACAUAAAGUGCUGUGGUCAAUAAAAGGUUAAAAUCACCAUAAAUAUGGUUAUAAAACAAGAUAAAAACACAUGAAUAAAUAAAAUAAGAACAUCAUCAUACAAUAAUAUACCAUAAACAACGCACCUAACACCAGGAAUGAGUAUGUGCUCCUGGCUUGUUGAAUACAUUUGUUCUUGCUGCUCUUUUUCAACUGUGAAUAAGUUGUUGUGCUAUUGAGUUUGUACAUGUUUUUUGUUGCUUACUUUUAUGAUUUAAAAUGUUUUUUUUUUUACUUGUUUGGACUCACCACCAUGUGUGCAAUUACUGUGCAUUGUUUGAUCCCUACUUGAUUUCCUUCAUCAUGCCAAGUGGAUGCCAUUUGUGCAUGUUCCAAUUGUUUGGCAUUGCUGAUCAGUAAAUCUCAUAUAUUGGUGUGUGGUUUCUGACACCAAUUUCAACAUGGAACUAAAAAAAAAGUCAAAACCAACACAAUAUUUUAAAUGUGUAAUAAUGAUGGUUUGGUGACUGUUUUCCCAACAAGCAUUUCAAUACUGUAUUAGUCUGUAUAUUAACCAAUAGUGCCUAAACAUGUGUCAGCUGUUUAAUAGUAUUCUUCUAGUCGCCACUGUCACUGAUCUACUGUACCACCAGUCAUUUUUUCUGUUGUAUUGGAGAUCAAAAGCCAUACAAGUGUCUUGAUUUCGAGACAGGCGAUGGCAUCUUUGCUUACUUAGGCACAUUUUGUUUUAGUCGUGGCAUGUAAUGUUUGCCCUUUGCGAUCAAUGUCUGUGAUCAGUGUUGUUUACUUGAGCGCAUGUUCUUGAAAGUAAAUGCAAUUUCAUGUUUUGAAAGUAAAUGCAAUUUCAUUCCUCAAUUCCUCAAUGAACCCAUGCACUGACUGUAGACUUUGUGAUGAAAGACUACAAAACUAGCCUGCCACUGGCCACUGCCAUCUCGAAUGGAAGCCCCCAAAAGGCUAUGGGAAAGUAUGAGCUUAACUACUUAAUUAACAAUUACAGGAUUUACAGAAAAAAAAGCGAGUGGAAUGUAUUCAACCACACAUUUUGCUCAAUGUUUUUUUUUAUUAUUAAUUUUAAAAGAGAAAUGUUAACAGUAUAAAUACAAGUGAUUACCCUCCCACCCUCCCAAAACACCCGUCAAUGCCCACCCACCCCUUACAUGCUAUCAGUACAGAAUAUUGUGCGUAAAGACAUGCAAUCAACCACACAUUUUAAAACAUAACCAGUUGUUUUAUCAUGUGUCCCAGUCAUUUGUUUUAAACCACACUGAAAUGAGACCUAUUUGUCAUGCACCGUUAUGAUAUGAACAACACAGACUGACAUGAGACAGGCCAAAUAGGUGGGUCAAUAGGUGGGAGUUUGUCUUACCAUGAAGUAUUCUGUGAAGAUUUUGGAUGUGGUGCAUGGCAUGUACUCAUCUUGGCAGUUUAACUUAACUUGAUUUUAAUAUUUGAAGUUUAUGCAAGCAGCUGCUCUUUGAGCUCAUCAAUGAAACAGGAAAUGUCUACCAAUUCAUUUAUCGGUACUGUUUUUUUGUUGUUGUUGAUCUUUUUUGUGACACUAGUGCUAAAUUGUGCUUACCGUCCACUGGUUGUAUUGUAAAUGUUGUCCUGUAAUACCAAGUCAGUAGUUGAGGCAAUAGAAAACAUUUGUAUAGCAACAUGACUGUAAACCAAAUGUUUAUGCCUCAUGUGUCUUACUAUGCUUAGAUGUUGAAAACACAACAAAAUAAUGACAGAGGGGUUUUAUUGAAGUAUUGUGAGAGAAAUACUGAGCAUGCAGCUGUAAUUUGUAUACAUAUUGAGCAUAAAUGUGAUUAACUGAUUACCCUGAAUUGUGGGUUUUUUUUGUUUCACACAUUCUAUUUCAUACAGGGUGUUUACAAAGCAUUCCACCAAUAUCCUUGACAAUUGAUGAUAUAAGAUAUUAUCCCAUAAAUGCAAUCAGUGCGUCUCCUCCAUCAGUAACAGUAAUAAGAAGAGGAAUACAUCUUAGUUAUUAUUACACAGAGUGUCUCAGAAGUGGAAGCUUCUAUCUAAAGUGGCUGACAGUCAUUUAGUGCAGGAUAUUGGUUAUAGGCUCUGGAGAAAUGUGGUCUUACAUGCCUUGUUCAAAUAGCCUGCACUUAGAUGAGGGCGUGGGAGGCCGCCCUUCACAUAUUCCUCAACUGUGAUGUUUGUGAUGUUUUCCAUUUGCCCCCUGACUCAUUUAUUUUACUUAGCCAAUCUGAUAUAUUCAUUGCAGUAUGAAUCGCAAUAUAAUUUUUCUAUGAUUAGAAAUCAGACUGAAUGUUCAAAAUAACUGUAUAAUCAGUCUAUUUAACAUCUCCUGUUUUUUUAAUUCACACAGUCACCAUUUUAUCAUCAUAUCACCAUUUUAAAAAAUCCCAUAUCAAUUUGUCAACUACAAUGUCUUGAGGUAAUGUACGCCCAAAAAGAGGAACAUCUGGUGUGCUGUCUAGGACAAAUGUUAUAAAUUUUACAUUUCAAGCCGUUUAUUCAUCUACCACUGGGGGUGCUAUACAGGUUAUCAGGUUGUCAUUUCAGUUAUAUACGGUAGAAAUGCCUGUAUUCAUUAUAUACAUGUAUGCAUAUGUUUGUGAUGUUUUCCUAUUUGGUAAACAAAGCAAAAUAAAUUGGCUGCACAUCU
Molecule: messenger RNA, 5107 nt
Organism: Engraulis encrasicolus (European anchovy)
Lineage: Eukaryota; Metazoa; Chordata; Actinopteri; Clupeiformes; Engraulidae
Gene: gk5
Product: glycerol kinase 5
Exons: 16
Coding region: 492-2078 (528 amino acids)
Biological process (GO): glycerol metabolic process; triglyceride metabolic process; glycerol-3-phosphate biosynthetic process
Cellular component (GO): mitochondrion
Molecular function (GO): kinase activity; phosphotransferase activity, alcohol group as acceptor
Source: RefSeq, a predicted model, not a curated record